Helobdella robusta is the source of this 558-nucleotide messenger RNA. RefSeq lists its product as hypothetical. The transcript has 2 exons. Lineage: Eukaryota; Metazoa; Annelida; Clitellata; Rhynchobdellida; Glossiphoniidae. The record is from RefSeq and is a predicted model, not a curated record. Gene Ontology annotation, molecular function: UDP-glycosyltransferase activity. The annotation marks the transcript as partial.
AAUACUUUAAUCUUGAACUGGCUGCCUCAAAACGAUGUUUUAGGCGACCCUUCUACCAAACUAUUCAUCACCCACUGUGGAAACAACGGUCUACAUGAAGCUCUCUAUCACGGAGUCCCAAUGUUGGGCUUCCCGUUCUUUGGCGAUCAAUUUGAAAACUGCAGACGAAUGAUUGCUAGUGGGUUUGGUUUGAAAAUGGACAUCUUAACUUUCACGGAAACUGAACUAUUGGAAAACGUCUUGGAAAUUCUAAAAAAUCCAAAGUACAAAAACUCUGUAAAGCGCAUGUCAGAGGCAUUCAAAGAUCAACCAAUGACAUCUCUUCAAACGGCUCUCUUCUGGAUCGAACACGUGAUCAAACAUGGCGGCAGUCACCUGAGAUCAAGUGCAAUAGAUUUGCCUUUGUAUCAAUUUUUAUGUUUCGACACUAUCUUUUUUCUUAUUUUAAUAAUCAUUUCUAUCGUCUUUGUCGUUUUCAAAUUAUCAAAGUUUUUACUUAAAUUUCUUUAUUGGUUUUACAUUUAUUACUUUCUUGAUAAUAAAGUAAAACGUCUAUGA